Messenger RNA from Malassezia globosa CBS 7966, 1224 nucleotides. RefSeq lists its product as uncharacterized. Lineage: Eukaryota; Fungi; Basidiomycota; Malasseziomycetes; Malasseziales; Malasseziaceae. Gene Ontology annotation, molecular function: protein disulfide isomerase activity. Gene Ontology annotation, biological process: protein folding. The coding region runs from base 1 to 1224 and encodes 407 amino acids. Gene Ontology annotation, cellular component: endoplasmic reticulum. The transcript has a single exon. The record is from RefSeq and is a predicted model, not a curated record.
AUGCACGCGGCGUGGAUUCUCAGUGCAUUGCUCGUGUUAGUGGCUGCCGUUGUGCAAGCCUCGAAUGUAUUGGAUUUGACCGAUACGAAGGCAUAUGAUGCCGUUGUAGGCCAAUCAAUUGGUGUCAUGGUCGAGUUCUUUGCGCCUUGGUGUGGACACUGCAAGCGUCUUGCUCCUGAGUACGAAAAGCUUGCGGAUGCGUUUGCCACCAAGAAGAACAAAGUACUUAUCGCCAAGGUCGAUGCAGACGCAAACCGCGAGCUCGGUGAGCGCAUCAAUCUGAAGGGUUUCCCGACGCUGAUGUACUUCCCACCAAACUCGCAAGAGGGCGUACCAUACUCGGGUGCUCGGACGACGGAGGCACUUGCCGAGUUCGUGACCGAGCAGUCGCAGGUACGCAGCAGCCUCGAGCCACCGCGUCCGCCUGCGGCACUUGAACUGGAUGUAGACUCUUUCGAUCGUGUGGUGAUGGAUCCUGAGCUAGAUGUGCUCGUUGAAUUCUAUGCGCCCUGGUGUGGACACUGUAAGCGUCUGGAACCAGUCUAUGAGGAGGUCGCACGCACACUAGAGCGUGACGACCAGUGCCAGAUGGUGAAGGUCAAUGUCGAUGACCCGAAGAAUGCGGAGUUGAAGAAGCGCUUCCAGGUUUCGAGCUUCCCGACGCUGAAGUUCUUCCCUUCAGGCUCCGAUGACAAGUGGCCUCGCCCAUACCUUAAGGAGCGCACGGCCGACGAUCUGCUUGCCUUUAUGAAUGAGAAGUGCGGCACGUUCCGUACCAAGGAAGGCACUCUGACGCAGUUUGCUGGUCGUAUGCCCGCUCUCGAUGGUCUCGCAGCCCGCUUCUAUGCGGCUGCAGAUGCGACGCGCGAAUCGAUUCACCAAGAGGUCGCCAAAUACGUCGAAGGCAUGAAGGGUGCUGUUUCUUCGAAGCGCAAGGCAUCUGCUGGCGACUACUACCUGCGCGUGAUGGACCGCAUUACUCGCGAUGGCACUGAAUAUGUCCAGCGCGAGAGUGACCGUCUUUCCAAGAUACUUGCCAAGAGUGCAGAGGGUCUUACGGCACUGACGGGCCACAAGAUUGAUGAUAUUACGCGCAAGAUCAAUGUCCUUUCGGCCUUUAUGAAUGAGCGUAUUGCCAACGCGGCCGAGAAAGCCACACAGGCUGCCGCGUCGGCCAGUUCUGAGGCAGAGGAGACUGCCAGCUCAGUGCAUGACGAACUAUAA